Miscanthus lutarioriparius is the source of this 1155-nucleotide messenger RNA. The record is from the annotation of a GenBank genome assembly. Lineage: Eukaryota; Viridiplantae; Streptophyta; Magnoliopsida; Poales; Poaceae.
AUGUCUUUUGAAGCUAUGAUCAUGGUCAUGUCCAUGGUGCAUUCGAUUUUGAUAGGAAUUUGGGAUGAACGUAAAGUUUUUGGAACCCGUAUUGAAAGUUUGAAAGACAGCAUUUUUGGUGACAACCCUCCUAUAUUCGAUAACAAUGGGAAUAAGAAUAAUUCAAAUCCUAGCUCUAAGCCCUUAAAUUCCAAAGUUGCAAGGAAGGAUUCCAGUACAGUACUAAAAAAACUGACUGUUGGUGGUAUGCCUGAAAAGAUUGUGACUGCAUACCAAGCUGUGCUUGAUCAACAUUUUGAUGAAGACACAGCUUUGAACAAAUGUAAGAGUACUGUUAGUGUUCUAGAAAAGAUAAAGAAAAAUAUAGACGAUGCUAGUACCAAAGAACAAACAGCUGCUAUGAUACAGAGUUCUGGAGUAAGGCAGAUGUCUCCCCAGUUACAGUCACUGAAUCCAGCAACCUCACUUGCCCCUACAGUCAGUGCAGUGGGAGAUGAGCCCAAGAGAACGGCAGCAGCAAUGGCAGAUAAGCUGGCAUCUUUGUCAGCACCUGUGCAGGUUCUGAGCUCCAUUUUAUCAUCUUUUGUUGCUGAACAUGGCGCUUCACUAUCUUCCAUGAAUAGUGGAUCGCCUUCUGGAGAACUCUCUGGAGGACUGCCGGGCUUCCAGAUUGAAAAGAGGCCUAGGCUUGAGAAAACCGCACAGGGCAGUGACAUGGGUGCUCCUCCCUUUUCUGUGCAAGUGCCACAGAUGCAACAACAGAUUGGAGCAGUGCCCACGCAACUACCAGCGCAGAUCAACCAAGUACCAGGUCCAUUUGCACCACCUCCACCGCCAUUUUUGCCACCGCUUCUGCAACAAUUUGGUCAAAGUACUGGAGGAAUGAUGGAAAUGGGACCUUUCGGGAUGACGGCUGGCUCUAUGCCACCUCCGCCUCCAAUGUCCAACAUUAUGCCGGCAGGUUUUCCAGGACCAAGUGGUCCACCACCUCCACCUCGGCUUCCACCGGCUCAGAACCAACCCCAGCAGCAGCAGGAGUCUCCUCAGGCACCACAGCAAUCACCCACAUCAGCAGGAUUCUUCCAAUCAUCAGCAGGCAUGGGGUUCUUCCCACCAGUGAAGGUGCAACAGUCUCCGUCUGCCCAACGACAAUGA